AUGAUUCGAACUAUUGAGAAAACUGAAGAUACACCUUCUCGUAUACGAUUUUUACAAUUAACAAAUAGAUAUUCAAAUACUUUGUAUUGUCCAUGUUCAAACCAUGCUAUUACAUACAGUACAUUUGUUAGAACUGAAGUUAUUUUUCAUCAAGUUUGUUCAAGUCAAUUUAUUCAACAAAUAUGGAUUAAUAAGUUAUUUACAAAUGAAAACAUUUCAUUUGAAUCUACAGAUGAUUUUCGUGUUACUUUGAGUUUCUUUUGA
Molecule: messenger RNA, 264 nt
Organism: Adineta steineri
Lineage: Eukaryota; Metazoa; Rotifera; Eurotatoria; Adinetida; Adinetidae
Source: the annotation of a GenBank genome assembly